Fomitopsis serialis is the source of this 873-nucleotide messenger RNA. RefSeq names its product Alpha/Beta hydrolase protein. NCBI's taxonomy places the organism in Eukaryota, Fungi, Basidiomycota, Agaricomycetes, Polyporales, Fomitopsidaceae. The record is from RefSeq and is a predicted model, not a curated record. The transcript has 6 exons. The coding region runs from base 1 to 873 and encodes 290 amino acids.
AUGGCCCCUUCAAAGGAGACGAUUGUCAUCGGGGGGAUUACAGUGAACGUGUAUUCGCUCCCGGGGGCUACAGAACCCUCUGCUCCCGUCGCGGUCCUGUUCUUCCUCCACGGCAGGACUGGAAAGGCUGGAGACUGCGAAUGGGUUGCACACUCUACACUCGAGUGGACCGAUGAGCUGAGGAUGAGUGCUGGCGUGCAAGGCCAGGAUCUCUUGGUCGUAACUUUGGACCAGCGCAACCACGGCGAUCGAACGGUAGAUCAGCGCUCUAACGGUGGUUGGAGGGAAAAUCCUCCCGCAAGGAACGACAGGCAUGCGGUUGACAUGUAUGCGAUCUUCACGGGCACGUCCAGAGAUGUGUCGUUCCUGAUUGACUUCUUGCCCUCCUACCUGUACCCGUCCGGCGAACGCACCAUCUCCCAGUGGCUGGUAGGGGGGAUCAGUCUUGGGGGACACGCAGCGUGGUAUACCUUGCGUCAUGAGCCCAGGGUCAAACUCGGUAUUCCUGUCAUCGGUUGCCCCGACUACCUUGGCCUCAUGUCUGAUCGGGCCGCACUGAACGGCAUCCCCUUCGAGUCCCCGUACAUUCCGCAGUCGUUCCUCACCGUCGUCGCGCAGCAGGAUCCGGCAACGGCAUCAUACAAGGCGGCAGACUCGUCCAACCCCUUCUACGGGAAGAAGAUCCUCGUAUUGUCAGGCGCAGACGACAAGCUGGUGCCGUGGACGGCGUCGAAAGAGUUUGUUGACAACUUGAACGUCGGGCCGGAGGGCGCGAAGGAAGUCAUUGUAGCACCGGGAGUGGGACACAAGUGUACGGAGGAUAUGGUGCGUGCGAUGUCCAAGUUCCUCUGGGAGCAGGCGUUGGGAGUAUGA